This is a messenger RNA of Theobroma umbraticum, 806 nucleotides long. The record is from RefSeq and is a predicted model, not a curated record. Lineage: Eukaryota; Viridiplantae; Streptophyta; Magnoliopsida; Malvales; Malvaceae.
UCUAUUUUGCAACUACAGGUCUUAAUCGAGUUACCAUAUAUUUUUGUUCAAUCUGCUGUGUAUGGCAUUAUAGUCUAUGCAAUGAUCGGAUUUGAAUGGACCGCUGCUAAGUUCUUCUGGUAUCUGUUCAUUAUGUACUUCACCUUGCUGUACUUUACAUUCUAUGGCAUGAUGGCUGUGGCUGUCACACCAAACCACCACAUUGCAGCGAUAGUUUCCUCAGCAUUCUAUGGAAUAUGGAAUCUUUUUUCAGGAUUCAUCAUCCCACGACCUAGUAUUCCGGUGUGGUGGAGAUGGUAUUAUUGGGUAUGUCCAGUAUCUUGGACCUUGUAUGGAUUGGUUGUUUCACAAUUUGGAGAUAUACAGGACAUCCUCGAGGAUAGCAGCAAUGGUGAGACAGUUGAGCAAUACUUGAGAAAUGCCUAUGACUUCAAACAUGACUUUCUGGGGGUGGUUGCAGCUGUAAUUCUUGGGUUCACAGUACUCUUUGGAGCAAUCUUUACCGUUUCCAUAAAGGUGUUUAAUUUCCAAAGACGAUAGAAUUGUUUUUUUUUUUUUUGUUUUAUUAUUCUUUAUCCUCAAUGUAGAGUGUUUAAAGAUCCAUCCUAGUAAUGCUAGAGUAUUAUAAGGAAAGGAGCAAGUAAAAGUUCCCGUUCCUAUAUGUUACAUUCCUAUAAAAAAUCUAAUGACAUUUGAAUUUUUAUACACAAUGUAUUACAAAGUUACAAAUUCUUUCAUUGUAAUUGAGAUUUUGUUGUAUGUAACUAUGAAUCAAUAAAUAAACUCUUUAAUUGAGAUGAGCCAAA